This is a messenger RNA of Xyrauchen texanus (razorback sucker), 6257 nucleotides long. It is a transcript of the gene man1a2, whose product is annotated as mannosidase, alpha, class 1A, member 2. The transcript is spliced from 14 exons. Lineage: Eukaryota; Metazoa; Chordata; Actinopteri; Cypriniformes; Catostomidae. Gene Ontology annotation, cellular component: extracellular exosome; Golgi membrane; endoplasmic reticulum. Gene Ontology annotation, biological process: carbohydrate metabolic process; N-glycan processing. The coding region runs from base 976 to 2913 and encodes 645 amino acids. Gene Ontology annotation, molecular function: calcium ion binding; mannosyl-oligosaccharide 1,2-alpha-mannosidase activity. The record is from RefSeq and is a predicted model, not a curated record.
UGGAGAUUGGCGGCGCACACGGCUGCAGAAAUAAAGGAGGGACGAAGACAUAAGGGAGGCGGUGGUAAUCUCAAAGGUUUCAUUGCUCCGAGGCAGGGACAUGGACAUAAACUUGGCACCUUGUGCUUUCAGACAUUAAUGGUGGAUUUCUGAUCCAUGGCGUUGAUUUAUCCCGAGGCACCGACAAGGUGAUGCGGCAGCUGCAGGACGGGAUUGGUCCGCUUCACGACUGCCAGCUACAUGCCUUCACUGGAUUUUAAAAAAGGCACAGCACACGUCCAGCACAGGUUUAAUUUGUUUAUUAAAACAAGGCAGUAUGUAGAGAGGACCAACCGCUUCAACGUUUCGAAGCACCACGGCUUACUUUUAUUAUUGGAUAGGCUAGUCAGGUUGGCUCAUUGAGAGACGUUGCCACGGCAUCAAGUGGAUCAGGCCUGUACUGAAACACCGUCUGUUCACUCCGCGAUAUUUACCGUUUGAAACGCAUAAUGUCACGGGGGAACUUUGUUGAUCUCUUCUAUAUACAACAAAGCGUUACGGAAGCUUCUGAUGCUUUCACAGUAAUUACACAUUGCUCUGUAUGCGGUCGCGGUAUGUUUAGAAGCUUGUGAUAGUAUUCUUUUGAUUUAACAAGCUGUUUUUGGACCGAUAACAUUUGAAUUGCAUUAAUUACAUAAUUAAUAAGUCCAACGGGCGGUGAGGGCGGAGUCAUCGUUAAUCUUGCAGAUAACGACACGACCCAACGCGCCUGGACAUCAAGAAGCACUUGGAUCAAAGCGAGGAUCAUGGAUCAGAAUGAUAAAAAAGACCCUCACGAGUAAGAGGAAUCGGUUCUUCAGAUGAACAGGACAGCUUCCUUUUCUAAGAGAUAAACGGACAUCUGGCAGUAAAGCUUGCAUUUGCCGCAAUGAGAUAAUAGUGUGGUUUAUACAAAACAACCUUGAGCCUUAUCCCACCAUAUUCCAUUAGCAAAAUAUGACCACACCAGCUCUUUUACCACUCCUGGGACGUAGGAUACCUACCCUUUCGCCAGGUGCCUCCUCAUUCCCCCACCAUAGAGCUACGUUACGGCUCUCGGAGAAGUUCAUACUCCUCCUCAUCCUCAGUGCCUUCAUCACCUUGUGCUUUGGAGCGUUUUUCUUUCUCCCAGACAAUUCCAAACACAAGCGUUUUGACUUUGGUUUGGAGGACGUGUUGAUACCGCACAUUGAGUCUGAGAAGGAGGCUAGGCACGGCAGCAGACAGGUCAUACAUGGUGUGGGAGCACACGAUGAGCAUCGGCACAGGGAGGAGGAGGAGAACCUUCGUGACAAGAUCCGGGCAGAUCAUGAGCGGGCGCUACAAGAAGCCAAGGAGAAGCUCCGCAAGUCCAAAGAAGAGCUGAAGGCAGAGAUCCAGACAGAGAAGACAAAGGUGGCUGAGGACCUGAAGAAGAAAUAUGGGCCCAAUCCACUACCUCCAGUACCCAUGCCUAAUGUGGUAGGGGUCAACGAUGGUGACCCAGGGGACCCUGACAUCAAGGAAAAGAGGGACAAAAUCAGAGAGAUGAUGAAACAUGCGUGGGACAGCUACAGGCAAUAUGGAUGGGGCCACAACGAGCUCAAACCUAUCGCCAAGAAAGGACAUUCCACCAAUAUCUUCGGUAAUUCCCAGAUGGGGGCUACUAUAGUAGAUGCCCUGGACACUCUCUACAUAAUGGAUCUGCAUGACGAGUUUAAGGAUGGCCAGGUGUGGAUCGAACAAAAUCUGGAUUUCAGCGUGAAUGCAGAAGUAUCUGUCUUUGAGGUGAACAUCCGGUUCAUUGGAGGGCUUCUGGCAGCUUACUACCUCUCUGGACAGGAGGUUUUUAAGUUGAAGGCUGUCCAGCUGGCAGAAAAGCUGCUUCCUGCCUUCAACACCCCAACAGGCAUCCCUUGGGCCAUGGUCAACCUGAAAAGUGGAGUGGGGCGUAACUGGGGCUGGGCAUCAGCUGGUAGCAGUAUUCUGGCAGAGUUCGGGACGCUGCACAUGGAGUUUGUGCACCUGACAUAUCUGACAGGAAAACCUGCAUAUUAUCAGAAGGUGAUGCACAUACGGAAACUGCUGGCUAAAAUGGAUAGACCCAACGGGCUGUACCCAAAUUACCUGAACCCUCGGACAGGACGCUGGGGCCAGCAUCACACCUCUGUGGGUGGCUUAGGCGAUAGUUUCUAUGAAUAUCUGUUGAAGGCCUGGCUCAUGUCCGACAAAACUGACACAGAAGCGCGCAAGACCUACGACGAUGCCAUCGAGGCUAUCGAGCGCCACCUCAUCCGUAAGUCCAACGGCGGUCUUACUUUCAUCGGGGAGUGGAAAAAUGGCCACUUGGAGCGUAAAAUGGGUCACCUGACUUGUUUUGCUGGGGGCAUGUUUGCCCUGGGGGCUGAUGGGUCACCGGAUGAUAAGGCUGGACACUAUUUGCAGCUUGGAGCAGAAAUCGCCCACACCUGCCAUGAAAGCUAUGAUCGCACCGUGCUUAAGCUCGGUCCAGAGGCCUUUAAGUUUGACAGCGGUUUGGAGGCAGUUGCUGUGAGACAGAAUGAAAAGUACUACAUCCUCAGACCAGAGGUCAUUGAGACUUACUGGUACAUGUGGAGGUUCACCCAUGACCCCAAGUACAGGCAAUGGGGCUGGGAGGCAGCACAGGCUAUAGACAAAUACUGCAGAGUUAGUGGAGGAUUUUCUGGUGUUAAAGAUGUCUACUCCUCCAACCCCACCUACGAUGAUGUCCAGCAAAGCUUCUUUCUGGCCGAAACACUCAAAUAUCUGUAUCUGCUGUUCUCCAGCGAUGAGUUGCUGCCACUUGAGAGCUGGGUCUUCAACACAGAGGCCCACCCUUUGCCUGUCCUGCACCUAGGCAACAUCACCCUACCUGGCAGUGAGACCCAGCAGUAGAGUGGACUCGGGGGGGGGGGUGAUCUCCCCCUCACUCACCCCUUUUGUAAUACACCUCCCUCCUUUUGAAGAAUGCAUCUACCAGUGUAAAGGAGAGGAGAGAUCUUUUCCCACUGGACCACUGUCUCAUGGACUGUGAAUGAUCGGACUGUAGCGAAUGCAAGGAACAAAGACAGAUUGUCUUAACUCAUCCAUACCUCUCUUAUAUAAUGUCUGAAGGACAGACUGACAGACCAGCGCACAGAUUGAUCACAUGAUUCUCUCCUUGUGACCGUGAGCAUUAGGCUGGCCUAAGUGUGUGCUGCUAAUCUAACACAUAUGCACACACUUCCCUGACAGAUAAUAAACAGCAGAGCUGUGAGGCUGUCCAUUAUUAGACAAAAGGACCUUCUAAAAUGGAUGUGCGUUUUCUGUGCGAGGAAUUUGUGGAAUUUGUUUCUUUUUCCAAUUUGACAGCAUUUCAACUCAUCAGAAUGGUGAAUAAAUGGCUCUCGGAAAAGACUGCCUUUUUGGAGACCCUCAAACUCUGUACUGGAACUGCAGUGUGGCGGGCUUCUGGGGGGUUGUGGGUUGGGGGGGUUUGGGGAAGGGCACAGAUGUUAGAUGUUGAUAUCCUGUGAAAUCUCCAGCUGAGGCUGAAUUUAGGCCAGAGGCACCCAGGGAUGUUUUCCUCUCAUAUCAGGAUUUCUAUGUGUGCUUUUCAAAUAGUCGUUUGUCUCUUAACAAUCUGAUCCAUGUUUCAGUCAUGUUGCAGUGCUUUCGGAGGUUAGUGGGUAAAACAGCCCUCUGAUUUUUCAUGUACAUUUGCUGCUAUUGAACAACUGCUGCCUGUGAAAUCCCUGCGCUCCAUCUCUCUCCAUUCCCACCUUUAUUUUUAUCCCUUGUGAAUUAAAGGGAUAGUACACUCAAAUAUGAAAAUUAUCUCAUCAUUUACUCAUGCCAUCCCAGAUGUGUAUUUCUUCUUUAGAAGAUUUUUAGAAGAAUAUCUUGGCUCUGUAGGUCCAUAAAAUACAAUGAAUGGUGGCCAGAAUUUUGAAGCUCUAAAAAAGCACAAAGAGAGCAAAAAAGUAAUCAAUAUGACUCCAGUGGUUUAAUCAAAGUCAUCUAAAGAGACACUGUCAUCUUUUUCCAAAUAAAUCUUGACCGCAGUCGUCUUGGUAAUCAUGAUUUCAAACUCAACUACACUUCCUAUAGUGCCUCCUAGUGCUCUGUGCAUGUGUCAAGCAGUAGGAAGUGUGAUCGUGCCUAGAGACUGUAAUGGCAGGAUGUACAGUGAAAAAGUAGUUAUCUUUAGGUUUGUUUUCACCCAAAACCGAUUGGAUCGCUUAAGACGACGUGGAUUAAUGGAUUACUUUUAUGAUGCCUUUGUGAUAUUUGGACCUUCAAAGUUUUAGUCACCAUUCACUUGCAUUGUAUGGACCUACAGAGUUGAAAUAUUAUAUUUUAAAUCUUUAUUUGUGUUCUGUUGAAGUAAAAUGUCAUACACAUCUGGCAUCUGACAUGAGGGGGAGUAAAUGAUGAGAAAAUUUUAAAUUUGGGGUUAACUAUUCCUUUAAAGGAAUAUAUUGGGCACCAGUUUGAAACAACAUGAAUGAGUUGGAGUUUGGUUUGCCACACAAUGAAUCAAUAACAUUUGAAGCAGGAGUAGUUUUAAGAUAAGUCCUAGUACUAAAUUUAGAUGCUAAUGCCGACUGCUGACACAUUUGAUUUCAUUUCAUUAGGGAAGACCAACAUCAUUCAUCAACAAUUGUUACUAAUACCAGCCAGAUUUUCAUAAAAUACAUUGUCCAUGGCUUCGAUUUGAAUCCCAGAUUAAAUGAAAAACAAAUCUCUAAACUGAUAUUUGGUGCAAAGUUGCAUAAAACUGUAUAAUAAACUGGUAUUUAUGAAGGAUUUAGACUUCUAAUCUGAGUUUAAAGAAUUGCUGAUUUUGUCAUUCCGGUUAUUGAAUGCAUUUUCAAUAAAGUUGAAUGCAGAGGCAUAUGGAUCUCUCUGAAUAAUUCAUUUGUGCUUUAACGUGAAAUGCUCUUUAAUGUUUUAGUCCUGGGUUUAAUCAUGCUCUCACUCACCAGGCUGGAAAUCGUGUUUUGUUUUUCUCCUAAUCUGUAGAAUGGCACACACUCUGUCAGAGAAGAUUUAAUGUAGUAGGCCAGAGGCUAAAAAGCAAACUUUCUGAGUUGAUGUAUGUUUAAAAAAAAUUUUUCAAAAAGACUUUUCUUUCUCUAAGUUCAAGCUCCAUUAACUGGGUGGAUACUCGGUGUAUAUGUAGUGCACUAUGUGAAGGACCAGUUUCAUUAUCCUCCCAAAGCAUCACCUUCUCUCAUACUGAACCAAUCUGGAAAUGUCUACAAGAGGCAUGUCCUGUCCUCUAGAUGGUAGCAUUGGUGUCCUGCUGGCACUCUGUUUUCAUUGCUUUCCUUUUCUCCCUGGAAUAUCACUUUGACAAAUAGCAAGAGAAGCUCGGGACCACAUUUGUCCCUGUUGUUGCUGGGUGGAUUUAAAAAAAGCUGUUCUGUAUUUGUAUUUUUUCUGGAAAAAAUUAAAAAUAAUAAUAAUUGUAAAUAUGUUUAAAAUGCCACAAAUUCAAUAAAGAUGUUAAAAAAGUGAACUGAAUAAAACAAGACUUUAUUGUCAAUUUUUUUCUGACAGACUCAUUUGCGAUAUAAAGGAUUUGAGACCUUGAAUCUUAAAUCUUAAUCAUUUUGUGUCAUAACAUGUCUGUUUAAAAACCUGUAUAUUUCCAGGUUUAAAUGAAAAAUAAUCCCAGAUUUUGAACAUGGUCUCUGAUGCUUGGACACCUCUGUACAUAGCAUAUGUCAGAUCUUUUAUUUGUUUGUUUCAGUUAUGAUAUUUUUUUGUCCCUGAAAUGAUCACAUUUAUUUAGACACAAAAUACUUAUUUGUCAGUUUCAGUUUUGUUCAAGGUGUUUCAAUCAAAUGCUUUUUAAUAACUUUCCAAUAAGUGAAAGGAUGGUUUUUGGGGUAAACAGCCCCAUGUUGCAGGGGCUAAAGGCCCUCCAUAAAAAAACUAAAAAACAUUUGUUUUUCUUAAGUGGGAAAAUAGAUUUGUUAUGAAAAGUGCUUAAAGUUGACUCACAUUGACUGAUCCAAUCACAAUGGAGAUGCAUUUGUUUAUAGAAUGCUUGAGAUGUUAUGAAAUGUCAAAUGUGUUUUAAAUAAAAAAAAUAAUUAUGCACCCUUUUCUGAAGUGGGUAUUUUGAAUGAGAAAUAUCUUAAUUUGUUACUCAAAGCAUUGUGUGGGAUAAAAGGCCCCUUCACCACCACUUUAUUUUAUUUUUUUAUGAAUUUUAUUCAAGACAAUCUUCUGUUGUUUUUUCUUUUCAC